This is a messenger RNA of Synchiropus splendidus (mandarinfish), 6322 nucleotides long. It is a transcript of the gene cltcl1, whose product is annotated as clathrin, heavy chain-like 1. Gene Ontology annotation, molecular function: structural molecule activity; clathrin light chain binding. The coding region runs from base 483 to 5567 and encodes 1694 amino acids. The transcript is spliced from 32 exons. Lineage: Eukaryota; Metazoa; Chordata; Actinopteri; Syngnathiformes; Callionymidae. The record is from RefSeq and is a predicted model, not a curated record. Gene Ontology annotation, cellular component: clathrin complex; clathrin-coated endocytic vesicle; clathrin coat of trans-Golgi network vesicle. Gene Ontology annotation, biological process: receptor-mediated endocytosis; intracellular protein transport.
GUUGCAGUGGUAGUUGUUGUCACGAGCCCUGAUUUCGAAGUUUGUGGGAGGGGGCUGCGGCGGAAGGAUACGAGCCGCACAUCUGCUCUUGUCCAUUGACAGCUAUGAUAUAGAAGCAUCAUGUCGAUGGUGCUUCGUGUUUAACCUCGUUUACACAGCCUGCACGAGGAUUUUGUAUUUUGGGACUGUCCACAAUUCUCACCGUGCCGCGGGACUACACUUGUCUCAGCACUAGUUUUCUUGGCGGAGGUGCGUAGUUUGUGACUCGGGACUGGCGUAGGGGAGCUCCUGAAUGGGAGCAGUCAGUGGAGUCGUGAGAUCCAAACGAAACGCCCUCCGGUUUCCCUCUCCAGCCCUCUAUAGUUGACUUUACCGGGGGACAUUUAAGGACGAGCACAGGACAAAACCACCUAUAUACCUCCUGCUGUCCCCCUCCCCUUUCCUUCCUCACAGUCUCCAGCCAGAGAAAAGAUCCUGCAGAAAUGGCUCAGAUACUUCCCAUACGCUUCCAGGAACAUCUGCAGUUGCAGAACCUGGGAGUCAACCCAGCCAACAUUGGCUUCAGCUAUCUGACCAUGGAGUCUGACAAGUUCAUCUGCAUCCGGGAAAAAGUCGGCGAGCAGAACCAGGUGGUGAUUGUGGACAUGUCAGACCCCACCAACCCCAUCAGGAGACCCAUCUCCGCUGACAGUGCCAUCAUGAACCCGGCCAGCAAAGUCAUCGCUCUGAAAGCUGCCAAAACGCUGCAGAUUUUCAACAUUGAGAUGAAGAGUAAGAUGAAGGCUCACACCAUGUCUGAGGAGGUUAUGUUCUGGAAGUGGAUAUCUGUCAACACUGUCGCCUUGGUGACGGAUACUGCUGUCUAUCACUGGAGCAUGGAGGGGGAUUCCCAACCCACCAAAGUGUUCGAUCGGCAUGCCAGUCUGGCCGGUUGUCAGAUCAUAAACUAUAGAACUGACGAACAACAGAAGUGGCUACUGCUGAUUGGAAUAUCUGCACAGCAAAACCGUGUGGUGGGAGCGAUGCAGCUGUACUCUGUGGAGAGAAAAGUGUCGCAGCCCAUCGAGGGCCAUGCGGCUGCAUUUGGGGAGUUCAAAGUUGAAGGGAAUGCAAAGGCGUCCACACUUUUCUGCUUUGCAGUGCGCUCACCAGCUGGAGGGAAGCUGCACAUAAUCGAAGUUGGCCAGCCAGCGACAGGAAACCAGCCUUUUGCUAAGAAAGCUGUGGAUGUCUUUUUUCCUCCCGAGGCCCAGACAGACUUCCCUGUAGCUAUGCAGAUUGGCAGCAAACAUGGUGUCAUCUACUUGAUCACCAAAUACGGUUACAUUCACUUGUACGACCUGGAGUCCGGUAUUUGUAUCUACAUGAACAGAAUCAGCGCUGAGACUAUCUUCGUCACGUCCCCUCACGAAGCCAGCUCAGGGAUCAUUGGGGUCAACAAGAAGGGCCAGGUCUUGUCGGUAUGUGUAGAAGAGGAAAACAUCGUCAACUAUGCCACCAAUGUCCUGCAGAACCCAGACCUGGCUCUCAGAAUGGCUGUGAGGUCGAACCUCGCCGGAGCUGAAGAGCUUUUUGCCAGAAAGUUCAACACUUUGUUUGCUCAGGGAAGUUAUUCAGAGGCUGCGAAAGUCGCCGCAUCAGCACCAAAGGGAAUCCUGCGGACGGCAGAGACCAUCCGAAAGUUUCAGAGUGUUCCCGCCCAGCCUGGUCAGGCGUCUCCGCUGCUCCAGUACUUUGGUAUUCUGCUGGACCAAGGCCAGCUCAACAAGUUUGAGUCUCUGGAGCUGUGCAGACCCGUCCUGCAGCAGGGACGCAAGCAGCUGCUGGAGAAGUGGCUGAAGGAAGACAAGCUGGAGUGCUCAGAAGAGCUGGGAGACCUGGUGAAGGCUUCAGACCCGACCCUGGCCCUCAGUGUAUACCUCAGAGCCAACGUCCCCAACAAAGUCAUCCAGUGCUUUGCUGAGACAGGCCAGUUCCAGAAGAUCGUCCUGUAUGCUAAAAAGGUGGGCUACACCCCAGACUGGGUGUUUCUGCUGAGGAAUGUGAUGCGUGUCAGCCCAGAGCAGGGUCUGCAGUUUGCCCAGAUGUUGGUGCAGGACGAGGAGCCGCUGGCUAACAUCAACCAGAUCGUGGAUGUGUUUAUGGAGGGCAGCCUGAUCCAACAGUGCACCUCCUUCCUGCUAGACGCUCUGAAAAACAAUCGCCCAGCCGAGGGGCAUUUACAGACUCGUCUGUUGGAGAUGAACCUGAUUCAUGCCCCUCAGGUGGCGGAUGCAAUUUUAGGUAACCAGAUGUUUACUCACUAUGACCGAGCUCAUGUAGCUCAGCUGUGUGAGAAGGCUGGCCUGCUGCAGCGAGCUCUGGAGCAUUACACCGACCUGUACGAUAUCAAGAGAGCUGUAGUGCACACACAUCUGCUGAACCCUGAGUGGCUGGUGAACUUCUUUGGCUCACUGUCCGUGGAGGAUUCUCUGGAGUGCUUAAGAGCAAUGCUGUCAGCCAACAUCAGACAAAACCUGCAGCUCUGCGUCCAGGUCGCGUCCAAGUAUCACGAGCAGCUGGGAACUCAGGCAUUAGUGGAGCUCUUUGAGUCCUUCAAGAGUUACGAGGGUUUGUUUUACUUCCUGGGGUCCAUCGUCAACUUCAGCCAGGAACCCGAUGUUCACUUCAAGUACAUCCAGGCGGCCUGCAAGACGGGUCAGAUCAAGGAAGUGGAGAGAAUCUGCAGAGAGAGCAACUGCUAUGACCCGGAGAGAGUGAAAAACUUCCUCAAGGAGGCCAAACUGACUGACCAGCUUCCUCUGAUAAUUGUCUGUGACCGCUUUGAUUUCGUCCACGACCUGGUACUCUACCUCUAUCGCAACAACCUGCAGAAGUAUAUUGAAAUCUAUGUGCAGAAAGUGAACCCCAGUCGUCUACCGGUGGUGAUUGGUGGUCUGCUGGACGUCGACUGUUCCGAGGAUGUGAUCAAAAACCUGAUCAUGGUGGUCAGGGGUCAAUUUUCCACAGAUGAACUCGUGGAGGAGGUAGAGAAGAGGAACAGGUUGAAACUUCUCCUGCCGUGGCUGGAGUCCCGUACCCACGAGGGCUGCGAGGAGCCGGCUACCCACAAUGCUUUGGCCAAGAUCUACAUUGACAGCAACAACACACCGGAGCGGUUCCUGAAGGAGAACCCGUUUUAUGACAGCACUGUGGUGGGACGCUACUGCGAAAAGAGAGACCCCCAUCUGGCCUGCGUGGCAUACGAGAGGGGCCAGUGUGACCUGGAGCUCAUCAAGGUCUGCAAUGAGAACUCGCUGUUCAAGAGUGAGGCUAGAUACCUGGUGCGAAGGAAAGACCCAGAACUUUGGGCUAAUGUGCUGGAGGAAAAUAAUCCAUACAGGAGACAACUAAUUGAUCAGGUGGUACAAACAGCUCUGUCGGAGACUCAGGACCCAGAGGAGGUGUCGGUCACCGUCAAGGCUUUCAUGACCGCAGAUUUGCCCAAUGAGCUGAUCGAACUCCUGGAGAAGAUCGUGCUGGAUAAUUCCGUCUUCAGUGAACAUCGGAACCUCCAGAACCUGCUCAUCCUGACAGCCAUUAAAGCUGACCGCACACGUGUGAUGGAGUACAUCAACCGCCUGGACAACUACGAUGCUCCGGAUAUCGCAAACAUUGCCAUCAGCAAUGAGCUAUUUGAGGAGGCCUUCGCCAUUUUCAAAAAGUUUGAUGUCAACACGUCGGCUAUUCAGGUGUUGAUCGAGCACAUCAGCAACUUGGACCGGGCCUAUGAGUUCGCCGAGCGCUGCAACGAGCCGGCUGUGUGGAGCCAGUUGGCCCGAGCUCAGCUGCAGCGAGACCUGGUGAAGGAAGCCAUAGACUCCUACAUCAAGGCUGUGGACCCUUCGGCGUACAUGGAAGUGGUCAACGCGGCUAGCAAGAACAAUAACUGGGAAGACUUGGUCAAGUUCCUCCAGAUGGCUCGCAAGAAAGCAAGGGAGUCGUACGUGGAGACGGAGCUCAUUUUCGCCCUGGCUAAAACCAACCGUCUGGCCGAGCUGGAAGAGUUUGUCAGUGGGCCCAACAACGCUCAUAUCCAGCAGGUCGGCGACCGCUGUUAUGAAGAAGGAAUGUAUGAAGCUGCAAAACUGCUCUACAACAACGUGUCUAAUUUUGCCCGACUGGCCUCCACGCUGGUCCACCUGGGAGAGUACCAGGCGGCAGUGGACAGUGCCCGCAAGGCCAACAGCACUCGCACGUGGAAGGAGGUUUGCUUUGCAUGUGUGGACGGCGAGGAGUUCCGUCUUGCUCAGAUCUGUGGCCUUCACAUUGUCAUCCACGCCGAUGAGCUGGAGGAGCUGAUCAGCUACUAUCAGGACCGUGGCUACUUCGAGGAACUCAUUGCUCUGCUGGAGGCGGCGCUGGGUCUGGAGCGCGCUCACAUGGGAAUGUUCACCGAGCUGGCCAUCCUCUACUCCAAGUUCAAGCCACAGAAGAUGAGAGAGCACCUGGAGCUGUUCUGGUCCAGAGUCAACAUCCCGAAGGUGCUGCGGGCUGCAGAGCAAUCCCACCUGUGGGCGGAGUUGGUUUUCCUUUAUGAUAAAUAUGAAGAGUACGACAACGCAGCCAUCACAAUGAUGUCACACCCCACUGACGCAUGGAAGGAAGGACUGUUCAAAGACAUUAUUGCUAGGGUGGCCAACGUGGAAUUGUACUACAAGUCUUUAUCAUUCUACCUUGAGUUCAAACCGCUGCUGUUGAAUGACCUGCUGGCUAUUCUGUCUCCACGUUUGGACCACAGUCGGGCCGUCAACUUCUUCACCAAGAUGCAGCAGCUGAAGUUGGUGAAGCCGUACCUGCGGUCUGUCCAGAGCCACAACAACAAGUCGGUCAAUGAAGCGUUGAACAACUUGCUGACGGAAGAGGAGGACUACCAGGGCCUGAGAGCAUCCAUCGACGCCUACGACAACUUUGACACCAUCGGCCUCGCGCAGAGGUUAGAGAAACACGAGCUGAUCGAGUUUAGACGCAUCGCAGCGUAUCUGUACAAGGGAAACAACCGCUGGCGACAGAGUGUGGAGCUCUGCAAGAACGACAAGCUCUACAAGGAUGCCAUGUUGUUUGCUGCCGAGUCCAAAGAUGCUGAACUGGCGGAAACUUUGCUUCAGUGGUUCCUGGAGGAGGGAAGAAAGGAGUGUUUCGCUGCCUGUCUCUUUGCCUCCUACGACCUGCUGCACCCAGACGUGGUUCUGGAAUUGGCCUGGAGACACAACAUUAUGGACUUUGCGAUGCCGUAUUUCAUCCAGGUCAUGAGAGAGUACCUCUCCAAGGUGGAUGAGUUUGCCUCCAAGGUGAUGGUGGACAAACUGGAAGAGGCGGAAAGCCAAAGAAAAACGGAGGAGGAAGUGACGGAGCCUCAGACCAUGGUGUUCGGUCAGCAGCUGAUGUUGACGGCCGCUGCAGCUCCCGUGGCUCCUCAGCCGACAUACGCUGCUUACGGCUACCCUGUCGCAGGCAACGCUGCGGCCGCUGCUGUCCCCGCUGUGGGCGUCUACCCUGCUCAGCCCACCUACGGCUUCAACAUGUAGACUAUCGAUGACCCGCACUCCUUCCAUCCUGCACCUCCCACGCUCCUCCGAUCGAGCUGCUGCCAUUCUUGUCAGACUCCGCCCAGCUUGUCUGAAACUGCAAUAGAAACUGCCGGACAAGAUGACGGCACGACAUCACCUCUCUCACUCAGUUCAGUCUAAAGUCACAGAGGCGUUUUCUGUUUUUGGUUUUAUUUACAGCACUGACACAUAUGUUCCUGAGGAACGAGGGUCUCCUCCCUCUGAAGCACUGCUACAGCCUUACAGACCCUCAAACCGUCUCCAGUCUGCUCUGUGCAAUAGUUCACUUCACAGCAGCUUCUUUUCGGACUCAUCCGUGUGGACGUAUGACUCGCCUCUAAAAUGCAACAGUUGUUUCACACUCUGAGAUUAUAGAAAAUAAGAGUCAAAUGCUAGAAGCUGCAGCGUGUGCAUGUGCUGCCGAGCUGUCAUGCUGCGACCAGGAGCACAAUCGUCAUCUUCAACUCCAAUAUAUCAAGUGUUACUAAUGUCUGGUGCAGAAGUGAGAAGACACUUCUUUUUCAAACUCCUGUAGAGACAGUCGGUUUCGAGAGAGUGAUCAUUGUUAUGAGAGCAAUGUAUAAUUUAAGAUAUAUUGAAAUACUAAUCAAAGAACUAUAAUGGAUGUAUUGUCUAUAGUGUGUUGUAGUAGUCUUAAAUGAAAUCAGAAUGAUUUUUGUAAGAAAACGGCCACAAAAUGCAAAAACAGCAGGUUAAUAAAAAUAUCUUUGAGG